GCCAGUUGUCUGGGGACACCACAGCAGAUCUGAGUGACCACACAGCCUACUCUUCUCUGCACACCAGGUCCAGCCUUCUUUGAAGCAUGAGUUCCCACCAGCAGAAGCAGCCUUGCACCACACCCCCCCAGCUCCAGCAGCAGCAAGUGAAACAGCCCUGCCAACCUCCACCCCAGGAACCACGUAUCCCCCAAACCAAGGAGCCGUGCCACACCAAGGUUCCUGAGCCAUGCCACCCCAAGAUGCCAGAGCCCUGCCACCCGAAGGCUCCUGAGCCAUGCCACCCAAAGGUGCCAGAGCCCUGCCACCCAAAGGCUCCUGAGCCAUGCCACCCAAAGGUGCCAGAGCCCUGCCACCCAAAGGCUCCUGAGCCCUGCCACCCAAAGAUGCCAGAGCCCUGCCACCCAAAGGCUCCUGAGCCAUGCCACCCCAAGGUGCCAGAGCCCUGCCACCCUAAAGUUCCGAAGCCAUGCCCAGAGCCAGCAGUCAUUCCAGCACCAGUUCAACAGACCAAGCAGAAGUAAUGUGGCCCAUGCGCUUGAGGCCACCACCACCGAAUACUGAAUACCCUCUCCCAUUCUGCUUAACUACCCCAUUUGCCUUGCAACUAGCACACAGUCACCCAUAGUCAAAAUCUUCACUCAUCUGUACCCUAAAAAUAUGUGCCAUAAAGCUUUCUUUCUCAAACACUCUGGGCCUCUGAGCUUCUGAAUGAGGCUGACAGUCUUUGUACCUUAGAACUUUAGUUUUCAGCUGCUCAGAAUUCAUCUGAAGAGGAACUUAAGGUGAAAACUGAUGGAUCAGCUCUGUUUUGCCCCCAUUAAAUGCACUUUCAAUUUCA
Artibeus jamaicensis (Jamaican fruit-eating bat) is the source of this 841-nucleotide messenger RNA. RefSeq names its product small proline rich protein 1B (gene SPRR1B). Lineage: Eukaryota; Metazoa; Chordata; Mammalia; Chiroptera; Phyllostomidae. The coding region runs from base 87 to 524 and encodes 145 amino acids. The transcript is spliced from 2 exons. The record is from RefSeq and is a predicted model, not a curated record.